Cavia porcellus (domestic guinea pig) is the source of this 2353-nucleotide messenger RNA. It is a transcript of the gene Sytl1, whose product is annotated as synaptotagmin like 1. Gene Ontology annotation, molecular function: small GTPase binding; neurexin family protein binding. Gene Ontology annotation, cellular component: plasma membrane; exocytic vesicle. The record is from RefSeq and is a predicted model, not a curated record. Gene Ontology annotation, biological process: intracellular protein transport; exocytosis. Bases 277 to 2274 code for a protein of 665 amino acids. NCBI's taxonomy places the organism in Eukaryota, Metazoa, Chordata, Mammalia, Rodentia, Caviidae. The transcript has 14 exons.
GGCUUCUCUUGAGAGCAGCUUCAGGCCACAGCCCAGAGAGCUGGGGAGUCCAGGCCCGGUUUUGCACCAGGCCCUGCUGAGGUGUUUCCUCCUCCCCCUCCCCUUGGCUGGGGCAGCUCCUUGCUGGGCCAGUCAGCUUUAGGCCUUCAGAGUUCUUCCCUGGUUCCUGAAACUUACCUGCCCUGCUGGAGAGCCAGAGCCACCUAAGAAGGAGUACUCCUAUACUGGACCCUUACAGGAAGCUACUUGUGCCCAGCUGGGGCCCAGCCCCAGCUGAUGCCCCAGAGGGGUCACCCAUCUCAGGAGAGGCUUUGGGCUCUGUCCUCCCUCCCCAUGGCACUUGACCCACAGCCUGAGGCCGAGGGAUUGUUGGACCUCAGCUUCCUGACACAGGAGGAGCAAGAGGCCAUUGCUGAUGUCCUCAGACGAGAUGCCCACCUGCGCCAGCUGGACGAAGGGCGGGUCAGCAAGCUCCGGGCCUCUCUGGCAGAUCCCAGACAGCUGAAGAUCCUAACAGGAGACUGGUUCCAGGAGGCACGCUCCCAACGGCACCAGCAGGUCCGCUUGGGCUCUGAUCUUGUCCGAGCCUCUAUCCGCAGGAAGAAGAGCUCUAGGGGCCCAGGAGACCAGGCUCUGGGCAGUGACAGGGAGACUGAGGCUGCUGGGAAAGAUCCUGAAGAGGAGUCAGGGCCCAGGCUCCCCAUAGAUGCGGAAGCCCCUUCAGAGAGACAUGGUGAGACUCAUGGACCUGAUUUCCCCUCACCGCAUGUCCCUCUAAAGGUCUCAGAUCAUGAGGAGGAACCCCAGAUCCAAGAAGGUGAGUGGGAGUUUGUGUUGGGAUCAAAGGCGGCCCUUAGUGACCCCAGUCACCAUGUCCAUCUUCCUCCUUCCCUGUCGGUGCCUGUGUGUGGCCGCCACGACCCCAGGGCAGCGCUGGGGCCUCAGUCUGCAGGUCGCCAGGGCUGUGAAUCAGUCCCUCCAAACUGGCUCCGGGACAGGCAGGACAGGAGCCCGCUCAGCGGCUUGUGCCCCGUCCCAGCCCCCGGCCCGGGGGGCGCGCAGGUGGACUUGGAGCAUGCGGGGCCCGAGCCGGAGCCGGAGCCGGAGCUGGAGCCGGAGCCGGAGCUGGGGACGAGGAAGGUGGAGGUGGAGCCGGAGCCCCAACCCGGGGCGAGGAAGGCGGCUGAGGAGCGGCGGCCCCCGGCGGCCCAGGUCGAAGUGGCCUCCGAGAUCCUGGAGAACGGGGAGGAGACCACGGGGCUCAGCCCCUCACUUGACCGCAUGCUCAGCAGCAGCUCCUCCGUGUCCAGCCUCAACUCCUCCACGCUGAGCGGCAGCCUGAUGAGCCUGUCCGGGGAGGUGGAGGCGGGGGCGGUGCAGGUGUGCGGCUCCCUGAACUUCGCGCUGCGCUACGAUCCCGGGGCCCGAGAGCUGCGCGUGCACGUGAUCCAGUGCCAAGGCCUUGCCGCCGCCCGGCGCCGCCGCUCCGACCCCUACGUCAAAAGCUACCUCCUCCCAGAUAAACAGAGCAAGCGCAAGACAGCUGUGAAGAAACGGAAUCUGAAUCCGAUCUUUAACGAGAUUCUCCGGUACUCUGUCCCUCAGGCUGAGCUCCAGGGUCGCGUGCUGAGCCUGUCCGUGUGGCACCGUGAAAGCCUGGGUCGAAACAUCUUUCUGGGUGAAGUCGAAGUGCCCCUGGACACGUGGAACUGGGACUCAGAGCCCACCUGGCUCCCCCUGCAGCCUCGGGUGCCGCCCUCUCCCAGCGAGCUGCUCAGCCGCGGUCUCCUCUUGCUGUCCCUCAAGUAUGUUCCUGCUGGCUCUGAGGGUGGGGGACAGCCUGUGAGCGGGGAGCUGCACUUCUGGGUAAAGGAAGCCCAGAACCUCGUGCCGCUGCGCUCCGGAUCUCUGGACACUUUUGUGCAAUGCUCAGUGCUACCUGAUGACAGCCGUGCUGGCCGCCAGCGCACAAGGGUGGUGCGACACAGCCUCAGCCCCAUGUUCAACCACACCAUGGUUUACGAUGGCUUUGGGCCUGCUGAUCUGUGCCAGGCCUGUGCUGAGCUCUCCCUUUGGGACCACGGGGCCCUGGCCAGCCGCCAGCUGGGGGGCAUACGCCUCAGCCUGGGUACUGGCAGCAGCUAUGGGCUCCAGGUGCCCUGGAUGGAUUCUACCCCUGAGGAAAAGAACCUAUGGCAGACACUUCUGGAGCGGCCGUGUGAGUGGGUGGAUGGCCUUCUACCCCUCAGAACCAACCUGGUCCCCAGGACUUAGCCCUACUCAAACCCUCUCUCAAGGCCACCAUCCCAGGGCCUGCCCUUGGCUAAAGUCAAUAAAAUUUCAUCUAAGGUCA